This is a messenger RNA of Formica exsecta, 4520 nucleotides long. RefSeq lists its product as uncharacterized. Lineage: Eukaryota; Metazoa; Arthropoda; Insecta; Hymenoptera; Formicidae. The record is from RefSeq and is a predicted model, not a curated record. The transcript is spliced from 25 exons. Bases 165 to 4409 code for a protein of 1414 amino acids.
UCGCGAAUAGUAUCGGGUUCGAGAUGCUCGAAGGCGUUAUCGCGAUAAGCGCGAUCUACGAAAUAUCGUAGCUCUUGCGGAUCAGCUGAGUCCGCGAUCCGAGAUCUCUCCUCCUUUUGUAUCUCUUAUGUUUCUCGGAAUUUCGUUAACGUUUUCACGCAGUCAUGUCUACAAUUGAAUUGGAGAAUGUUUUGCGACAGAUGUUUAUGGAAUGCGACGCAUCCAUGUCAGUUUCGACGCCGGAUUCGACGAUAUCUAUAGGUGACGAGGUGCCGGUCUUCAAGAUCGUCCAAUACGUUCAGGAUCAAUUGCCGACUUGGUCAACCGACGACCUGGCGGAAUUUUGGAAAUGUUUGGCCGCUGUUUCAUCGAACGAUCGUGUAAACAUGUGGCAAUUCAAGGAGGCGACUAAGUGUUGGAUCACCAAAAUGCAACAGAUACAAUCUUCGCAGGAUGACAAUAACAACGCGCGGGAAAAACUUUACCUCGUGAGCGACACAGAUUUGUCGAUGAAAGACAUGGACAUAAAUAGAGACAUCGUGGAAUUCGAACUUCGCGCAAAACUUCGGGAACUUCACGAGGAGAACAUCUUCCUUCGCGAGGAGCUCGAACGGCAUGAGACAUCAAUCGACAAUUUCAGACAGCAAUGUAACAUUGCUGAGAGGCAGCUAGAUCGUUACGCUCAGAAAUGUCAACAACUCGAAAAGGAGAACGACGAGCAGAGAGACCAAUUAAACGAGGCAAUUAAGAAUGGAAAGGCUACGGCCUUGACUUUGCAUAGAUAUACGAAAGAGCAUCAAAAUUUGUCGAGGCAAUUGGAAGCUGCAGAGAUUGAGAUACAAGUUAUACCAUCUUUAAAAUGUAAAGUGGAAAAAAUUAUCAAAGAGAAAAUGGAUUGUAUGAAACAAAUUGCCAGAUUGCAAGAGAAAUUUGAUGAAACGGAAAACGAGUGUAAACAAUUAAAAGUCACGAUAGCUGAACUGGAGGAAAUAAAUAUUAAAAUGAGGGAGACGUAUGAUCAAACGAUUCAUAAUUUGCGUGAAAGGAAUUGUCAACUUACAGAGGAGAACACGGAACUGCAAUCGUUGUCGAUUUUAAAUAGAUAUUCUCCUGGAGAAAGACUUUCGAUAUCGUCAAUACCCGACAUAGACGGAUGCUGCACGCAUAGCACACCUUAUAAAUCAAGGAAAAUAUUGCUGCAAGAUUCAUUAUAUGCUGAACUAAAAGCUUCAGGUUUUGUAGCCGAAUGCAGCAGAUAUGACUUAUAUAGACAAGAACUGGAUGAAUAUGACGCUGCGAUUUCGACGAUAUUGGAACAACUGGAAAAAGUUGUACAGAUUUUCGGUAAAACGCGGAGCUCCAUCGACGACAUACCUCAGUUUAGCUCGCAAGACAUGGACGCAGGGACUUGUAAUAUAGAGACAUUGAAACACAAAGUGACUCUUCUACUGAAUAUGGCCACCGAAGAGAUCACGAAGAAGAGCACCAAGGAUUCGAGCACGCAGCUUCGAACUGAUCUGACGAAUGAACCGAACGACGAUUUGAAUCAAUUUGGCAUCAUGGGUUUCCGGGAUCUGCUGCUGACACGCGCCCAGACGUAUACAAAAACGGAGACAGAUCUACGCUCAAUAACUUUGUGUAACUGCCUGAACAAUAACAAAGAUGACCACGAUGACUCAUUCUCGAGAAUUAUAAAAACGAACAACACGGGCACCCAAAAUCGAUUGCGCAUCAUUGAACCCAUCAUCGAAGAAUUACACGACAUCAUCGAGAGUACUCAUAACGUUUUUGUCAGUCACAGAAAUCAUUCAUCAUCCGGGAAUUCAAGAUAUCGAUCGGUACACACAUUGCGGUCGCAGUCUCUGCAACCACCUUCACCGACCGUAGAAGACUCGAGGCGGCAGACAUCUAGCUGUCAGAGUUCAAGAACAGAUUCUCCCGAUGCUUGCUUCGCGCAAGGAGACUUUUGUUUAACGCGGGAAAACUGCAACGAAAAAUUGUUCGCUAUGGAACCGCACGGCGUAUCCGACAAAGAAAAUCUGACCCCGAAAAGAUCGAGUAAAAUGCCGAAAAUAUUGAGCGUCCUGCAAAUGGAUUCAACAGCGUUAGCAGCCACGUCGGAGGAAGAAAAGACGAAUGCCAAUAUUGUUCAAGAAAUAAUCGGCACGAGCAACCCGACAAGUCCCCGUAGAAAAAUUUCGGUCUAUUGUCGAUCCUUCGACGUGGUAACAGUGCAGGAUUCGUGUGAGGAUCGUCAAAGAUCCGGUUUGGAAAUCAGACGAUCUUCGAGUAAUCCGGACGAUUCUUCCGCACGAAUCGACGAGAGGUUCGAUCCAGAGAUUGUUGCGGAGAAUCUAAAUAGCACGCCUAAGUAUCCGUUCAAUUACAACUAUCGCAACACGAAGAACGACAGCGAUUCUUCGAACGACUCGUCGCCGCAAAAACAAUUCCGGGACAAUCUAUUGGAAGAUGAAUUGCCGAUUGAACAGCCGGUACUUAGAAAAGUCUAUUUAGCGCCCACGCGCCUGAGAUUUUCGCAGGAAAUUAAGAAGAAAUUAAACGAAACCGCUUGCUCCCCCUCCGACUCCAUUGAACCGAAUAUUUCGAACUCUCUUCUGUUUCCCAUCGUUGACAAUGGACGCGAGGAAGACGACGACGCUUUGCGCUCGUCUGCAACGUUCAUUAUAGACAAGUGCGAAACGGAAAUAGAGGAUGGGGGUACAUCGAAACCGUAUUCGGCGAACGAGAAUUUUCUUCGGGAAUGUUCUACAUCAGCUCGUCGCUUGCUUCCGUGUAAUCAUUCCGAUUCAAGGAAGAUUACAGAUUCAGGGAAUCCCCACUCUCAGGCGAGCGUGCAAAGAGUCGAGAGUGAGCCGCGAGUCGAGCGGUCAGUCGAUGGCCAAAUGUCGAGUCGCGAGGACAGUUCGGAUAGCGAGUGCGAGCCGGCGGCGGAAUCCAGUGAUCAAUGCACCGGCGAGAAAGUCGAUGGAGCCGCAUUGUCCACAUCAUUGAACAGUCUGGCUUCCGCGAAGAUAGUGCCGUGUAAGAGCGUGGCUAAAAAAAAUACGAAAACAUGCAACAGGGACCUGUUGAACGUGAAGCAAGGGAAACGACAGCGACUUUUAUUUGCCAGAAGAUCAUUCUCGGAGAGUGAAAGUAGCGCUCGAUCGAGGUGCCGUUGCAGGUACCAGGAAAGCGCGCCUUUGAUUCUGGAAGGAGAUCAAUGCAAAGUCUUUCCGAGUCUCACGGACAUUCGUCUGCAAGAAUCCGGAAUAGCCAAUUUAUCGGACACAAACAGCAGGGAGAAUCUAAGCGAGCUCGAACUACAGAAGAGGUAUAUAGUGUUCUCGCUAUGCCUCUGCACAGAUAGGGUGACUCUAUCGCGAAGGGUAGCAAUGUCGCUUCGGCAACGCGAUCAAUCGGAGAGAAAUUUCUCCUGCGAGGUGCAGAAGAUGCAGCAAGACAUCCAGGAUCUUGCGCCACUAUGCACGGAUAGGGAAUCUGUGGAGCGGGUAGAGCGGGUCAGACAUCAGUUGGACAUGAUUGUGCGAUGUACGCACAGGGUGUCCUGCGCAGCCGAGACUCUAGGCGCCGUUUACCAGGAGCAUAGGGUUUCUCAGGCCGUUCAGCUGGCCGACAGAUAUCUCCGGUUGCUGCAGUCCCGAUGCGAAAAGCUGAUUGCUGAUGUCGCUGAGACUAAACGGAUCCUGAUAGAGAACAACAUAGUGAUAGAGGAGAACUCCAGCGAACUCUGCGACGAUCUGCCCCGGAUUAGAUACAGGAGCGGUACACCCGCCAAUAAUCGUAUGAUGAUGGCUAGGAGAAGAGCUAGCGUAGCCACAAUGUCUCGACCGAUUGGCAGCACACAGGACGUGACAAAGGAUACCAUAAGGCAGCGAAAUUCAGUUUCCGGACGUAUGACUCUCAGGAGACCAUCUUUCAACUCUGAAUCCCCAAAAUGGGAAAUCGAGAAACUGGAUCGUACCGACAGUUCCAACAGCAUGAGCGAAUUACGUGGUAUCUUCGAGCAGACCGAAUCCCGUCGUAGUUCAAGGGAGGAAAAUAAUAAUAAAUUACGACUAAGACACUCCAAUAGCCAAAAUAUAAUGAACUGCACGGUCGGCGAUAGCGAGAUUUGGACAAGUACGAAGCAGCAAACUUUUGAAUUCUUUGCUGACGACGAAGACGUUAAUCUAGAUGCUGAAUCAUGCACAAGAUCGUCGCAAUAUUUCCUAAGAAGUAUACCAUGGCGUACGAUGUUAUGGAGUAUUAUUAUCUUCUUUCUCGGCUUUUUCAUGAAUCAAGUAAUGGUGAAUGCUUGCAACGGUCCGUUACAUGGAUGGUCGAUCGAGCAUAUUCUUAGCAGACAUAUUUAUAAGAUAACAAACGCGGCGCCUCAUCCGAUGUAAAUUUCGCGAUGUCUGCGCGAUGUAUGGUCUGUGUAUCGGUAAAAUAAGACUAAGUAUACACUGUAACAUAUGUCAAUGAUAAAAAGGCUGAAUAAAUUAAUAAAUGUAAAA